Notechis scutatus (mainland tiger snake) is the source of this 567-nucleotide messenger RNA. NCBI's taxonomy places the organism in Eukaryota, Metazoa, Chordata, Lepidosauria, Squamata, Elapidae. The record is from RefSeq and is a predicted model, not a curated record.
UUACGAAGCAAGUUGAGCCCCCAGGAGAUCCAAGGAUUCGCCCUUCUGCUCCGUGAAUACCGGACGGGCUUGGCGGUGGAAAGAUACUGCACCGGACUCCUCAGUCUCUAUGGGGAAAAGCGGAAAUUUCUCCUUUUGGGAAUGCGGCCCUUCAUCCCUGACCGGGACAUCGGCUACUUUGAGAGCUUCCUGGAGAGCAUCGGCAUCCGGGAAGGUGGCAUCUUGACCGACAGCUUUGGCCGCAUCAAGAAGAGCAUGAGCAGCACCUCGGCUUCGGCCGUGCGGAGCUACGACAGCUGGUCCUUGCACUCCGAGUCGGAGUCCUUCAAUCGCCGGAUCGCCAACAUCACGCAUGACAUCGAAGCCCUGGCGGGAGACGAGGAAGAGGAGGAGGCGGAGCAUGGGAGCGAUGAAGACAAUUAUCUCUGAAGGGGGGAGCUGACUGGCCAGGAAGGAAGGAAGCCCCCUCGUCCCCCGGACCCUUUGAUUGGUCACAUCCAUCAGCCAACCAGGCUUUAAGAUGGAUGGACUUCAACUCCCAGAAUUCCCCAGCCGGCAGACUUUAAG